UCAUUUCCUUUUAGAUUAUAAUUUUAAUCUAAUCUCUUGUUCAUAAAACGAUGAGUUAUGAACGAAGAUUUAAUCUAUUUUACUUAAGGAACUAGUUUCCACCGGUCUGCAGUUGCAGGAGGAGGGAUAUCCUGCGCCAGACAGGAUGCCAAGCUGUCGUUUUCCGUUCAUAAACAUCGCACAUGCGCACUUCAUUUUGAAAAUGGCGGCCGUGCAAGGUAGUCUAGUCGACACGGCUGAAAAAAAGGACAUAAAAUCGGAACCAUCCGAGGAUGGCGGUGGAAAUAAUAACAAUGCAAACGACGGCAGAGCGCUUUCUACGUCCCCCGGCUCUAGCGCUUCGGCUGGAGGUAAUAUUACUGCGGCGGGAGCCCCGGUGGACCAGCAGACGCUGUUGGCAGUCCUGCAGUUCCUCAAAAAGAACAAACUGAGCGAGUCAGUCGAAAUCUUGCGUCGUGAGGCGGGAUUGCCAGAGGAUUCACUGGAACUGAAGGCAGGCGAUUCCUCCGGGGCGGGCUUGGCCGGUGCUGCGGCCGGUGUGGACCUAGAAGGCGGGGAUGCGAGCUCUCUUCUCACCCGCGUGACCGUGUCAUCCUCCGCCGGAGCUCAGGCGCCGACCAGAGCAGCUCCGAGUGAAGAUCAGCCAGACGUCAACGUGGUGCUGUCAGCGUAUAGCCAGCAGGGAGACCCAGCUCUGUACGACGUUUACUACAGCAGCUUGAAGAGGUUCAUAGAAUCAGUUCUGGACUGUCACCGAGCUGAGCUGUCCCAGGUCUUCUACCCGCUGUUUGUGCACAUGUAUCUGGAGCUGGUGUACAACAAUCACGAAAAUGAGGCGAAGGCAUUCUUUGAGAAGUUCAGCGGGGAUCAGGAGUGCUACUAUGAAGAUGACUUGCGUGUUCUGUCCAGCCUGACCAAGAAGGAGCACAUGAGAGGCAAUGAGACCCUGCUGGACUUCCGCACCAGCAAGUUUGUGCUGCGUAUCUCUCGCGACUCUUACCAACUGCUGAAGAGGCACCUUCAGGAGCGUCAGAACAACCAGAUCUGGAACAUCAUCCAGGAACACCUCUACAUUGACAUCUUUGAUGGCAUGCCGCGCAGCAAGAGCCAGAUUGACACCAUGUCUGGCAGCUUGGCUGGAGAGGCCAGGCGGGAAGCCAAUAAGGCUAAGGUUUACUAUGGGCUACUGAAGGAACCAGAAAUUGAACUGCCUCUCGAUGAUGAGGAUGAGGAGGCAGAAAACGAAGAGGGUAAACCCAAGAAAAAGAAACCCAAAAAGGACAGCAUGGGCUCCAAGAGCAAGAAGCAGGAUCCUAAUGCACCUUCACAGACUAGGAUUCCUCUACCAGAGCUGAAGGAUUCAGACAAGCUGGACAAGAUCAUGUACAUGAAGGAAGCCACUAAGAGGAUCCGCCUGGGACCAGAUAACCUCCCCUCCAUCUGUUUCUACUCUUUUCUCAAUGCUUACCAGGGUCUGACAGCAGUGGACUUUACAGACGAUUCCAGUCUGGUCGCAGGGGGCUUUGCUGACUCCACCGUACGGGUGUGGAGUGUCACACCAAAAAAGCUCCGCAAGGUCAAGUCUGCAGCAGACCUGAAUCUGAUUGACAAAGAGUCAGAUGAUGUGCUGGAGAGGAUCAUGGAUGAGAAGACAGCUAGUGAAUCAAAGAUCCUCUAUGGACACAGUGGCCCAGUGUACGGUAUCAGCUUCAGUCCGGACAGAAACUACUUGUUAUCAAGUUCUGAAGAUGGUACAAUCAGGUUGUGGAGUCUCCAAACUUUUACUUGUCUUGUGGGCUACAAAGGCCACAACUACCCAGUCUGGGACACCCAGUUUUCCCCCCAUGGCUACUAUUUUGUCUCUGGGGGACAUGACAGAGUUGCCCGUCUGUGGGCAACAGAUCACUACCAGCCUCUGCGGAUAUUUUCUGGUCACCUAGCUGAUGUCACUUGCACUCGCUUCCACCCCAACUCCAAUUAUGUCGCAACAGGCUCGUCUGAUCGCACCAUCCGGCUCUGGGAUGUCCUAAAUGGAAACUGCGUUCGCAUCUUCACGGGUCACAAGGGUCCUAUCCAUGCGCUGGCUUUCUCUCCCAAUGGGAAGUUUUUGGCCUCAGGAGCCACUGAUGGCAGAGUUCUUUUGUGGGACAUCGGUCAUGGACUCAUGGUUGGCGAGCUUAAAGGCCACACAGAUACCAUCUACACCCUCAAGUUCAGCAGAGAUGGAGAAAUCCUUGCCUCUGGCUCCAUGGACAACACGGUUCGUCUGUGGGAUGCUAUGAAAGCCUUUGAUGAUUUAGAGACUGAUGAUUUCACAGCAGCUACAGGACACAUCCAUCUACAAGAUAACUCCCAGGAGCUUCUGCUGGGCACCUAUAUGUCUAAAUCCACACCUGUAAUACACCUUCACUUCACCCGCAGGAACCUCCUGCUGGCCGCUGGGGCCUACAAUCCAUGAGACACGACUGGAGAGAUUGUGAGAAAGCAAUCUAUAGAAACUUGAAAACAAACUUUGCAGUGGGGAAUAAAACAAAACGGUAUUAUCAACAUAUCACCUCUGGUGAACAUUAGCUGUGAAUGACGAUUAAAAUUAGCUUAGCCAACUCUUAGCCAACUCAAAACUCUCGUUUUGGCUCUUAGGCUUGACAGAUUUCGGUUCCAAUUAAAACUGAUCCAGUGCAGAUAACUAUCCCCUGGGAAAAGUGCCAUUAUUGAUUAAGAACCGUUUUUUUUUUGUUGUUUGUUUGUUUUUUUUGUUUUUUUUUUUUUUAAAAAUCACUGCCAUGAGCACAGCUUUGUUCAUCAUGUGGCUGACAUUUCUGUAUCAUAGUCUUUUAUACUGGUCUACACUGUAAAUAAAACAAGGGUUUUCUAUGUUUUGGA
Molecule: messenger RNA, 2883 nt
Organism: Scatophagus argus
Lineage: Eukaryota; Metazoa; Chordata; Actinopteri; Scatophagidae
Gene: taf5
Product: TAF5 RNA polymerase II, TATA box binding protein (TBP)-associated factor
Exons: 11
Coding region: 146-2458 (770 amino acids)
Biological process (GO): transcription initiation at RNA polymerase II promoter
Cellular component (GO): transcription factor TFIID complex
Molecular function (GO): RNA polymerase II general transcription initiation factor activity; protein binding
Source: RefSeq, a predicted model, not a curated record